UUCUUAUAACUGGGUUGUAUAUUUUAGUAUGGCUUGUGGAUUGAUUAAACAGCAAACCAUAGACAGCAAGAAUAAAGCCCUUGAUUAGGGGGAUGAGUCCAAUGCGGCUGAAGCCGAAUGUCAGGUCUGCUUUGCGCUCGAGUCUAAACUGUGUGUCAGCCGCCGCGGACAAUACGCCUGGAUUGUGAACAUUAGCCAGCUCAAAACACCCGGAUCGCCGAGAGAGUUCGCACCUGGAAACCAAGGCGAGAGGACGGUCGCUGGCAUCUGCGGUCUGCGCCCUGACAGCGCUACAGUGACCGCCGAGAUGAGAGGGGAGAUUCCUUCCCCACUUUGGCCGUCUCUCCAGGGACCUGGUUCCUCGACUCCCUCUCUGCCUGUGUGAGGUUGUAUUUUGGCGGGGAGGGGGUGGCGGGAUUUCCUGAUAUCCAUGCUCGUGUUUCUAUGGACUGGACGUGAUGUGAUAUGAUGGGCGCAGUCGAUGCAAGGACAAGGUAGAUGCUGAGACCUUUCCCAUAUUAACACCGAGAUUAACGCGCUGUGGAUGAACGGCGCUGCUCUGCGAGAUCUUUCAUACCCUUGCCGAGCUGGUUCCUUCCUUUGAACUGUUGCCAAAAAUCCCUCUAAAGGAAACGAGGAAGGCAAAUGCACGUAUUAAUCUUUCUAUAUGUGUCUACAUAUCCAUAUAUUAAGAGAGGGGGCGCCCAUCGCCAUCGAUAGACGCUAUCGGGACCCCUGAAGAAGCGAGAAGGAAUGCACUGAACUCGGCUCGGCUCAGUCCCCGGACCACAAGGCAGCGGUACCUCGGGACGUUCUGCGAGAGCCCAUCUCGGGAGAGAUUGGGGUAGGGAGCGAGCGAGAGGCAGCUCCAAUGCCAGCCUUCUGAUCCCCAUUCGCCACCGGUCGAGCUGUGCGUUUGUUUUUUUUCUCUUACAGGAUGGAUCCUGUGCUCAGGACCUACCGAUCUGGACUAUUGGUCUGGGUGUUUUGGUGCUCCCUAGGCCGGCUUGGGAUGCUGCUUUUGCCGUGGGGCUGGUGUCCUCACUCGGCUCUGGCACUCAAGAACACCGGCACCAGGCUAGAAGCCAAAUUCAAGCUGCCCAUCAUGGGGCUGAUGCCCAUCAACAAGGCGCUGGCUGUGGAGAGCAUCUCAGAGGGCAUCUUACCUGCCGUUCAACUGGCCACAGAACACGUCCACAGCAAAUUCUUAUCAAACACCAGCAGACUGGUCUUGGAGUGGUACGACUCCGAGUGUGAUAAUGCUAAAGGGCUCAAAGCUUUCUUCGAUGGCAUCAAAUAUGGACCUAAUCACUUGAUGAUCUUUGGUGGAGUGUGCCCUUCUAUUACAUCCAUCAUUGCUGAAUCACUUAAAGAAUGGAAUCUGGUCCAGCUCUCCUUUGCUGCAACUACACCAGUCCUAGCCGAUAAGAAGAAGUACCCCUAUUUCUUCCGAACAGUUCCAUCAGACAAUGCAGUCAAUCCUGCAGUCGUCAAGUUCCUCAAACAUUUUCAUUGGCGUAGGGUAGGAACUUUGACCCAGGAUGUACAACGGUUCUCUGAGGUGAGGAAUGAUUUAACCAGUGAACUGGAGAAAGCAGACAUUCAAAUUGCAGACACAGAGAGCUUCUCUAAUGAUCCUUGUUUGAGCGUCAAAAAGCUCAGGGACAAUGAUGUCCGAAUUAUUCUCGGCCAGUUUGAUGAAAGGAUGGCAGCAAAAGUAUUUUGCUGUGCCUAUAAUGAAAAUAUGUUUGGAAUUAAAUACCAAUGGAUAAUUCCAGGCUGGUACCAGCUAAACUGGUGGAAGUUAGCUGCAUCCAUUAACUGCACUGUGAAAAAUCUGCUCGCUGCCAUGGAAGGAUAUGUAUCUGUGGAUUUUGAGCCGCUAAGUACAAAAGCCAUCAAGACGAUAUCUGGGCAGACACCUCAACAAUAUGAACAAGAUUACAACAAAAUGAGAGGCAGUGCUGAAUAUAGCAAAUUUCAUGGAUUUGCAUAUGAUGGAAUCUGGGUAAUUGCCACAACAUUACAACGAGCAAUGGAGAGUUUGAAACGCCUGGGUUAUCCAGAACCCGUCCUCAAUCUUCCUAACAUGAACAAAAAUAUUGGCAAGGUUUUUCUGGAUUCCAUGAAUGAAACCAACUUUUUUGGAGUGACUGGCCAAGUUGUGUUUAGAAAUGGAGAGCGAAUGGGAACCAUCAAAUUCUCGCAGUUUCAAGAUAAAGUGGAAAUUAAAGUUGGAGAAUAUAAUGCUGUAGCAGACUCCCUGGAGCUCAUUAAUGACACUCUGAGGUUUCCAGGUGUUGAACCUCCAAAGGAUAGGACCAUCAUACAGCCACAACUGCGCAAGAUUUCCCUGACACUCUACUGCAUUCUUUCUGCUUUAACCAUUCUAGGAAUGUUCAUGUCCAGUGCUUUCCUCUUCUUCAACAUCAAAAAUCGAAAUCAGAAGUUGAUAAAGAUGUCCAGCCCCUACAUGAACAACCUUAUUAUCCUAGGGGGAAUGCUCUCUUAUGCAUCCAUCUUCCUUUUUGGCCUUGAUGGAUCGUUCGUUAAGCCCAACACAUUUGAGACUCUAUGUACAGUUAGAACUUGGAUUCUUACAGUUGGCUACACAACCGCAUUUGGAGCCAUGUUUGCAAAAACAUGGAGAGUUCACGCCAUAUUCAAGAACGUAAAGAUGAAGAAAAAAAUCAUCAAGGACCAGAAGCUGUUUGUCAUUGUCGGUGGGAUGCUGCUCAUCGAUCUCUGCAUCCUUAUUUGCUGGCAGGUUGUGGAUCCCCUGAAGCGGACUGUAGAAGACUAUCCUUUAGAGCCGGAUCCUGCUGGGAGAGAUUUUGCAAUCCGCCCGUUACUGGAGCACUGUGAAAAUACCAACAUGAGUAUCUGGCUGGGCAUUGUAUAUGCAUAUAAAGGGCUUCUUAUGUUAUUUGGAUGUUUUCUUGCUUGGGAAACUCGGAAUGUGAGUAUCCCUGCCCUGAAUGACAGCAAGUACAUUGGUACAAGUGUGUAUAAUGUGGGAAUCAUGUGCAUUAUAGGAGCUGCUGUAUCCUUCCUAACUCGAGACCAGCCAAAUGUCCAGUUCUGUAUUGUGGCUCUGGUCAUCAUUUUCUGCAGCACCAUCACUCUCUGCCUGGUGUUUGUGCCAAAGCUGAUUACAUUAAAAACAAACCCAGAUGCUGCCACUCAAAACAGGCGAUUACAAUUCACCCAGAAUCAGAAGAAAGAAGACUCAAAAACAUCCACUUCUGUAACAAGUGUAAACCAAGCAAAUACAUCUCGACUUGAGGGAUUUCAGACUGACAACCAUCGCCUGCGAAUGAAAAUCACAGAGCUUGACAAGGAGCUCGAGGAGGUUACCAUGCAGCUACAGGACACACCUGAAAAGGCGCAGUACGUUAAGCAAAACCACAUUCAAGAGCUCAAUAACAUCCUGAGCAUGCGGAACUUCACAGAUGGAAAAGAUAGUGACAAGCCUCCAAUGAAAAACCACCUCGAUUCGCGAUCACAGGUUCCUUGGGGCACCACACUGGAGCCUUCCAGAACAAACAAGGAUGUGAUAGAAGAUAUCAACUCUCCAGAACAUAUACAGCGUAGACUGUCUUUGCAGCUACCCAUCCUUCAUCAUGCCUACCUGCCAUCAAUAGGUGGAGUUGAUGCUAGUUGUGCCAGUCCGUGUGUGAGUCCCAGUGCCAGCCCUCGGCACAGACACGUGCAGCCAUCAUUUCGAGUCAUGGUUUCCGGCCUGUAGAGAGGCUUUGUAGCCUGAACUGAUGAGUACUCAGCAUUUGGAUUGCGUACUCCACCUAGUUCUCUGCUACGUACACAACGCACGCUCUCCUUACCACAGAGGAAUAGGCAUUUGAAACAGACACUACUGGGUUCCUGAGCAAGUUUGUGUGGUCAUGGGGAGAUGUCCAGAAUCUGACCUGUAGCCUUAUCUGUGAAGUUUUUGUUUCUGCAUAAACUGGAUGUGCGUUUCCUUCCCAGAAAGAGUGACAGGUUUUCUUAAGGAUGCAGGGAGUGAAGUUUUAUCAAAACUGAACAGUUGUUUUUUUAAUGCCACAAUCGUGAAGGGAGAAUAAUAAGCUGCUAUGCAAAAUUUGAUAUAUACUAAUGGUUCACACUUCAAACAAAAUCCAACUAUUAAAUCAAAAUUUUAAUCGUAGCAUUAAAUAAUUGCCACUACUUCUGCACACGAAUGCACAAAAGAAGCACCCUGUACUAGACCCCUAAAUAAAUUUUGAUAUGGAGAAUGAAGCUUUAUAAUCAAUAUGUCUGAUGUAGAAAUGUGUUUCUGGCGUAGAAACAUACAACUGAUUUUGGAAGACACAUUCAGAGGGCUUUUGAACAUGGUAAGUGAACAGUGUAGAAAUUAUCUUUUUACUAAUUUGAUAAAGUGAGAUUUGUGAACUCAAAUGUUAUGUCCCAAAUAUCUAAAUCUGACGAAAAGCCUGUUAUCUCUUGCUCGCUAAUUACUGAUUUCUGGUUUUUGGUGCUCAAUUUUUAGUACUACUGACUGAAGCUGGUGCAUGGUCACAAAAUUAGAAUGGUACCAAUAGACACGAAUGCAGUCAAUUUCUGAUUGAACAAAAGAAAAUAGUCAGCAAGUGAUUAGCUUUCUUACUCUUUGAAAGCAAGAGAUAACAGGUUUGAUGUGUAUAUACUUAUUAUAUCCUUGGACAAAGUGUUGCAUAUGACUGGUUGAAGGGCUUUCACAUGUGAAUAAAUUGCCUUCAUCAUUUCCCCUUAACUGAUAUCAGCAGCAAAUCUACUUCAGUAAGUGACAGAAGAGAGAUUAUUGUGCUUUUGUAACAAAGUGAAUAUUUCAACAGCACAAAAGGAUGUGAAACAAAAUCUACCUUGCAACUGAACUUGAGGCCAAGGGUAUAAUAAGACAAAAAUGCUGAGUGCAAAGUGAGCUGGAGUGUAACUCUGGACCUUUCUUUAUGGUCAGCUGGUUGGCUGACAUAUGUGAAAACCUAUCAGCAUGCUUAAAACUCUCCAAUUAAAAUCACACAAGUCCACAUAAGUAGCUAUGUGUCUGAUCUUCAGAGCACAUUCUCUUUACAUUGUGGAGAAAUUGCAUCUACCUACGCCUACAGAGUUUAAGAGCAGUAAAGCAAUAGCCAUGGCUUAGGGACCUCCAAACGUGUGUGGGGAUAGUGCUGGCCUUCUACUGGAUAAGGCUGUGCCACUUACCAUCAAAGAGUGUUGGCGAGCUUCCUGUUGCUUGUCAACUUUGAACCAUCUACAUAGUUGUUGUAUUACUUGCAGGAUUAUCCAGCAGCAAGUGUGAAAAAUCCCGAUGUCUACCCCUCUGAGUUCCAUUAGAGAGCCAAGAGCACUGAUGAAUCACUUACAGCAUUUUAUGGUACUGUGGGUUACUGGCUCAGGUGUGCUCUGAAUCUGUCUCAAAGGAUUGACUCUUAGCUAUACACUAACUUGGAGCCAAAAUGGAUCCCAUUAAGAUGCUUCCCAUGCCCUCUUCAAGGAGGAUAGUUCCUAGUUGGGCAUUAUGAUAGCUGAUGAGUGAGGGUUUGAGCCACUGCUUACAGGCUACUUCCAAUAGGGUUCAUAUUAACUGGCAGAGUGAAGGGUCUAAAUAGAUCUGUGUUUCUUACAGCUACCAUUGCAGUUAAUAGUUGUAUGUCAUAACUUAGAUUCUGAUCGUGUCCAAAGGCCCCACUGAAGCUUAGGUAUGCACUAUCCCAAGUCAGAUUUGUAUUCUGUCAAAGUUGCACAAUCCCAUGUUCAUCAAUGUCAAAGGAGCAUGCUUAGUGCACUGAUAAACAAGUCCUAAUAAGCUUUUAGUUAACAUUGUGAAGAAAUGCUGUUUUCUGGUAUUCUGAAUGGUAACACUGGCUGUUAAUGUAUUUCCCUGCCUCCUUAAUUCAACUAAUAACCAGGUUUAUUUUUGAAGACAGUUCAUCAUAUGGAAGGAGGACUGAAUACUGUAUAUAAUGUAUACACAAGUUCUCUGUAGAAAUAUUAUUCUUAAUAUAGCAGGAAACAAACUAAAGUAUUGGGCUGUUGGAGGUGAGCGUGUAUAUCUGUGACUGUCUGUGAAUACUGACUGUGUGCAGUUUAUUAGGUUUAAACCAUGCAGUACGUUUCUGUCUUAACAAUAAAGUAGUUCUUUCCCAUAAGGAAAAAUUUUUAUUUCCUGCUAAUAUCAAAGACCCACAAAGUAAUAUAGUUAUUUAAUGUUUCUGUUCUUUUUAUACAGCAGCAAAAAAGGGUAAAUUUAUGGAAAGGCUGUGCCUCUAAUGGCAUUCUCCAAAUCAUAUUAAUGCACAAAUGCUUUAAGUAAGACUGGAACUGCCAGGCCAACCUGUAAAUGGACAGAAGGUUUCUUGUACCCUUAUACUGCAUGAAUCAAUUUUUAAUAAAAUGUUGCAAAUCUGUUUUUAUGA
This is a messenger RNA of Pristis pectinata (smalltooth sawfish), 6413 nucleotides long. It is a transcript of the gene gabbr2, whose product is annotated as gamma-aminobutyric acid (GABA) B receptor, 2. Gene Ontology annotation, cellular component: membrane; G protein-coupled receptor heterodimeric complex. Gene Ontology annotation, biological process: gamma-aminobutyric acid signaling pathway; G protein-coupled receptor signaling pathway. Bases 938 to 3748 code for a protein of 936 amino acids. The record is from RefSeq and is a predicted model, not a curated record. The transcript has 20 exons. Lineage: Eukaryota; Metazoa; Chordata; Chondrichthyes; Rhinopristiformes; Pristidae. Gene Ontology annotation, molecular function: G protein-coupled GABA receptor activity.